Messenger RNA from Scatophagus argus, 3576 nucleotides. RefSeq names its product ddb1 and cul4 associated factor 5 (gene dcaf5). Lineage: Eukaryota; Metazoa; Chordata; Actinopteri; Scatophagidae. The transcript is spliced from 9 exons. Gene Ontology annotation, molecular function: protein binding. Bases 431 to 2833 code for a protein of 800 amino acids. The record is from RefSeq and is a predicted model, not a curated record. Gene Ontology annotation, cellular component: cytoplasm; Cul4-RING E3 ubiquitin ligase complex. Gene Ontology annotation, biological process: negative regulation of fatty acid biosynthetic process.
UUAACAAGUACUCAAGCAUAAGUACCGUGUAUGAGUAAAUGUACUUCGUUUUGACCUAAAAAUGUGGAAUGUGAUGAGUUUACACUUAAUAGCUCUCGUUGAAAACUAUUGACCAGACUUUCAGGUUAUAAAACGUGAAAUUAGGGCUUUCGGUUGUGGAUAAAAGUCGGUGGAGCCCUGGCUGGUGAUGCUGAGUGACAGCCAGGGGGAGAGAGAGAUCCCUCACCGGAGCAGGAAACUGCUGCUGGGACUACUGAGAAGACAGAGGAGGUACAAAACAACGUCGACAUCAGCGGGAAGGCAGCGGGGUAUCCACCAUAAUGUAGACCCAGCAGAUCAGGAACAGCCGUGUGCCACUUGUACCGAGUAUCACGAACACAUGUCGAGGGUGCAGCGCUGAAAACAAAAGAAGAGCGGGCCGCAAUUUUGCAUGGUGACAAUGAAGGAGCUGAAGGGCUGUGGUAUGCGCUCCUCGGUGGGCUUUCUGUCCCGCAGAGAGCUGACUGGGCAGCCGCUCAUGAAGGAGGAAUUCCAGAGACGCAGGCUGGCAGGCUGCACCAGCCUCUACAAGAAAGAUAUGCUCGGACAUUUCGGCUGUGUCAACGCCAUUGAGUUCUCCAAUAACGGCGGGGAAUGGCUCGUCUCGGGAGGAGAUGACCGCCGGGUGCUCCUGUGGCACAUGGAGAAGGCCAUCCACGCUCGGUCCAAGCCUGUGAAACUGAAAGGAGAGCACCUGUCCAACAUCUUCUGCCUGGCCUUUGACAGUACCAACAGAAAAGUCUUCUCUGGUGGAAAUGAUGAGCAGGUGAUCCUUCACGAUGUGGAGAGGAGAGAAACUCUGAACGUGUUCCUGCACAUCGAUGCCGUGUACAGUCUGUCAGUCAGCCCGGUCAAUGACAACGUGUUUGCCAGCUCCUCCGAUGACGGACGCGUUCUCAUCUGGGACACCCGCGAGCCGCCAAACGCAGAGCCGUUCUGCCUGGCCAGCUACCCCUCAGCCUUCCACAGUGUGAUGUUUAACCCUGUGGAGCCCAGGCUGAUCGCCACAGCCAACUCCAAGGAGGGAGUUGGAUUAUGGGACAUCCGCAAGCCACGCAGCUCAUUGCUGCGUUAUGGAGGCAGCAUGUCCCUGCAGAGCGCCAUGAGUGUUCGCUUCAACAGCACCGGCACCCAGCUGCUGGCACUGCGCCGCCGCCUGCCGCCCGUCCUCUACGAGCUGCACUCCCGCCUGCCCAGCUUCCAGUUCGACAACCAGGGCUACUUCAACUCCUGCACCAUGAAAAGCUGCUGCUUCGCUGGGGACAAAGAUCAGUACAUCCUGUCUGGGUCAGAUGACUUCAACCUCUACAUGUGGAAAAUCCCAAAGGAUCCAGAAGCAGGAGGCCCUGGUCGUGUGGUAAACGGGGCUUUCAUGGUCCUGAAGGGUCACCGCUCCAUAGUGAACCAGGUUCGCUUCAACCCUCACACCUACAUGAUCUGCUCCUCCGGCGUGGAGAAAGUCAUCAAGGUGUGGAGUCCCUACCAGCAGCCCGACAGUCUUGGUGAUCUGGAGGGCCGUGUGGAGGACAAGUCACGCAGCCUCUACACCCAUGAGGAGUACAUCAGCCUGGUGCUCAACAGUGGCAGUGGUCUCUCCCACGACUACGUCAGCCAGUCCAUCCAGGAGGAUCCCCGCAUGAUGGCUUUCUUUGACUCACUGGUGCGUCGGGAGAUCGAGGGCUGGAGCUCCGACUCUGACAGUGACCUGAGCGAGGAGGCCAUCAUGCAGCUUCACGCCCGAGGACGCCGCACCACGCGGGCCACACCAACGGCUGCCACCGCUGUCUCGGCUGCUGGCCACCACAGUGACUCUGACAAUUCGUCAUCUUCCUCCCUGGCCGGACCGGAUGCAUCAGGGGGGGAAGAGCAAGCCGGAGUGGAGGCAGAGGGGAGGCAGAGGAGACGAAGCAGACAUCAGCAGCAUCAAUCUGGCUUCCUUGUGAAUGAGGACUCGGACUCAAGUGAGUUUUGGCUUGAUCCCAUGCCCCGACCUCGCUCCCCAAGCCCCAGAGACAACUCCACCCUGUCCAGUCCCACCUCGUCUCCCUCACUUCCUGCGGGAGCCUCCAGCUCCUCCACGUCCACCUCCAGCUCCAGCAGCGACGAUGAGGAGCGCCGUAGCGCAGUGAGGCGACGCAAUGUCAUGAGGCGGCGACGCAUGCGUGUUGCCUCCAGAGCUGGGGAUCGACCAGACUCUGUACAGGCUCUGUUUUCAGCCGUCGACUCCUGCAGUUACCCAUCAAUAUCAAUCGACGACCUGUCUUCCUCCUCGUCGGGCGAGGAACAGAACUCUCUCCAAAUCAAGCCCCAUGCUGGCGCCGCCAGAGAUGAGGAAAAAUGUCUGAGCCCUUCUGACUUUGUGUGCCUGAGCCCAGAAAUGUCCCCAGAGAGCCGAGAGAAUGAGGAAGGGAGUGACAGGACUGAGCUGGAAAGGCAUCCAGCUGCAUCUCUGCCGUCUCUGGUUGGACACAGGACAGAAGAAAGGGCUGCUGCACAACUGGCUUCGGACAGCUCUGAUAGCGGAGAGGCUUGUAGCAGCUCGGGGGCUUUGGACAGAAACUCCCAGAGCCAGUGUAGCCGUGGGGUGAACGGGCAGCACCGGACUGUGGCACCACAUGAGAGUGAGAACCUCCUCGUCUCCUCAGAAACAGAGGAAGAGACUGGCGUUACACCCGAAGACACGAGGCCACAGAGAGAAAAAGGCCUGGCACAGAGCGCUCUGAAACGGACUCAUGUGGGAUCAGAGGAGGGCGAGUCAGGCUCCUCACCCUCGGAAAAGAAGCUAAAAACAUAACGACAUUUCUUCCUCAAGCCGGAAAGAAACCAUUUGUUAGCAGGUUUAAUUUAGGAAGUGGGCUUUUCUAUGGGUUUUUACAACUCAGCUUUUUCAUUUUGCGUCUUGUAGUCAUGUGACCCAUAUGAACUCACGCUGAUUCUGAGCAGAAGAUGUUAAGGAACUUUAAAAAAAAAAAGAAAAAAGAAAAAAAGUGUGAUCGAUUAAUUUUUGUUUCUGAACAAAUUGUACAACGUCAUCAAUCUUAAGGUCAAACCGAGGAUGACAUUAAAAGAUAGAAAACAUACAACGUAAGACAAAUGUUGUUGAUAACAAAGGUAUUUUAAGUGAAAUGCAUUUAUAUUCAUGCAGCACCAGUGUUUCUGUCUCACGCUCUGGUUGGAUUCGGAGCUCCUCCAACCAUAACUAAAUGGAAAAAAGGAAGAAAAAAAAAAGGUCUUAUGGAGGACAAAAUAUUUGCAGCAUUUUCAUUUCUACAGUUUCACACCGAGCGUAAAUCUGAUUGGGCGUAUUUUCAUUUUAAAGUGAUUCUCGACUAAGAAGGCUUCAGGGGGGUCUGAAGAAUUGACUGUGUCUCCAUAGAAAUCUUAUGGAGCACCAUUUGUCGCAGCUGUGCAUUGAAAUGAUGCUUUCAACGUCUCUACCAGUUGUUUUUUGUCUCAUUAUCCAGCCUCUGGGUACCAUUACAAGCCAGCGGUCGCUUUUGUUUUCCUGCAAUUAAAGAAUAAUUUGUUCUCCAGUGA